AUGUCGGAUGGGUCUUCCCGUGACGGUGACGGGCAGCUGUCCGUCCCUACCACUCCUCCAGCAGGUGAGACAAAUACGACAUCGCCGGUUGAGCCUAGCGGUGGUCGUCAAGGGAGGCGUCGCCGGAUGGAAAUUCAACAACUUAAGUUCCUAGCGGCUGCGGCAUCUGACGUGGUGAUGCCUCCACCUGACAGUAGUACUAGGAAGCGAAGAAAGGCUGGAAGUAUCGAGACGAUUGAAACUACUACUGGUGGUGAUUUUGGUUUACCUAACCCGAAAGAAUUCCAGAAAGCAGUCCAAUCUAGUGAUAUGAAAACGGUGGAAAUCGGUCCUUGUGGUCGUGGAGCAUGUGGAACGUCGUCGGAGACUUUGGGAGAGGAUGGGUUGGAUAAGGAAAACUCUAGAUUUGGUCUCACUGUUGUGUGUGGAAGGAGGAGAGAUUUGGAAGAUGCGGUUUCUGUAAAACCGUCGUUUUGUAGAACUUCUCGUAGUUCCGACGAUCUACACUUUUAUGGCGUUUACGAUGGCCAUGGCUGCUCACAUGUGGCAAUGAAGUGCAAAGACAGAAUGCAUGAAAUAGUGAAGGAAGAAGUAGUGAGUUGCGAGAAAUCCAUGGAAUGGAGGGAGGCGAUGGUAAAGAGUUUCUCACGAAUGGACAAGGACAUAACCGACUGGAGCAACUCUGCAUCAAGAUCAAACUGUAGAUGCGAACUUCAAACUCCACAGUGCGACGCCGUCGGAUCCACCGCCGUCGUUGCGGUAGUGACACCAGAAAAGAUCGUCGUCUCCAACUGCGGAGAUUCGCGUGCAGUGCUUUGCCGGAACGGCGUUGCCAUUCCUCUCUCCGUAGAUCAUAAGCCUGAUCGACCCGAUGAACUUGCGAGAAUCGAAGAAGCCGGUGGUCGUGUUAUAUAUUGGGAUGGCGCUAGAGUUCUCGGCGUUCUAGCCAUGUCUAGAGCAAUCGGCGACAACUAUCUGAAGCCGUACGUGAUACCGGAACCGGAAGUAACCGUAACGGAGCGGACGGCCGACGACGAGUGCCUUAUCCUUGCAAGCGACGGCCUGUGGGAUGUUGUAUCAAACGACGUAGCAUGUAGUGUGGCCAGCAUGUGCCUGAGGUCACAGGAGGUUCCAUCUCCGCCGCGGUCUCCCGGAAGUGAGUUGAAUGUUGCCCGUGGUGAGAGCUCCGACAAGGCAUGCUCCGAUGCAUCGGUGCUUCUGACGAAAUUAGCCUUGGCUAGACGGAGCACGGAUAACGUCAGCGUGGUGGUGGUUGAUCUACGGAGGAACUUAUAACCUCUGUUACGAGAUUCUUAUUUUUAUUUUCAAAAUUCGAAGCAUCAUUUUGUUGUUUGCAUAAGAUAUAACAUUGGUGGUUCGAAGAUGAAGAAGGAUUUGAUGUAUUGUUAACGAUAUAAUAUAAAAUGUAUAUAGUUAGAGAGAAGUAAUAUACAUAUUAUUUGAAUCAGUUAUUUUCCGAUCAACUCCAAAUUAUUGUACAUGGUUCAGAACAGCUAC
Messenger RNA from Lactuca virosa, 1518 nucleotides. NCBI's taxonomy places the organism in Eukaryota, Viridiplantae, Streptophyta, Magnoliopsida, Asterales, Asteraceae. The record is from the annotation of a GenBank genome assembly.